AUGACGUUUAAUAUCACCAUUGGGCCAAGCCCGCAUGGCUCGGAUCAUUCUUCUUUUUCCGAUGAAGAGGAUUCGUCCGGUGUGCAAGUAUCCCCGCCGUCCGAUUCAGGAAGCCAUGACUACCAGGACCCCUAUGAUGAAUGGGCACACCUACCUUACCCCGACGAAUUGAAACCAUCCGAUUCCGCCUCUCGACCUAGAACGUCACAUCGAACCCGUAGUCGCAACCAGAUCCAUGGCUCGUCAUCGGGCCGUCGUCACUCCGGCCCGAGACGCCAUCAUAUCAUCCAGGAACGAGAAUAUCCCCGUCAACCUCGCCGUCAUCCUUCCCCAGAGUCGCCAGAAAGCGCGGAUUCGGCGGAUGAGUAUGGCGCCCCUUAUGCUCGGACCUCUCACGACCGGCGGCUCUGGCCACCCCUGGCCCAAGGACCGGGCUAUCCUCACAACACUUCUCCCGGCCCUUCUUAUAUGUAUCCAAAUGGAGCUGCACCGCAUGCUCCCUUCGCACACCCAGGCGGUUUUCACCAACCAUCCGAUCAGCUUAUAAGAUUAGGGCACCACGACCAGGUCAACCAACCAACUUCGUACGGAAACUCCAUGUACCCAUAUCACCAUCACCAACUACAACAGUCUCACGGCCCUACCAUACCUCCUUUCUACCUGGAGCACCAUCCUGGGCACCACCCACAUCACCUGGCAUCUUCCCACAACCGGGCCGACGGACACAGUCCUGGCCAGCAUCCUGUGCCGCACCCCCAUGCCUUUCAAUCGCAUAGUCCACCCCCUUACGGUGGCCCUCCGUUGAGCCCGCACGACCUCAUCCCUUACCAAUCGGGAGGAUACUAUCAGCUCAGGGAGCCCUACAACAUGGUUUCCGGGAUGAUGCCGCCUUACUUCAACCCGUAUCCCCGCGUACCAUCUCCGAGCCAGGUCGAAUCAAGUGGAUCCCCACCACCAGCGCCUGUCGACGCAGCGAAGGAUGAGGCUAUAGCAAGACUCGAGAAGUUAAUAUUAGAGGAAAGAACGGAACGGGAGGCACGAGAGGCGCGAGAAGCUGCCCGGCAAGCGGCAAUAGAACAAGAAGCCGUUGAGCAAGCAGCGCGAGAAGAGCGAGCCGCGCAUGAGAAAAGGAUUGUCGAAGAGGCAGCCGCAAAAGCGAGAGCUGAGGCGGAGCAAAAGGCAGCCGAGGAAGCAGCCAAAGCAAAACUGGAAGCUGAGGAAGCGGCGGCGGCGGCGGCGGCAGAGGCGGCGGCGGCAGCCACCGAGGCAGCCAACCAAGCAGCAGCAGAAGCUGUUGCCGCAGCCACGGCAGCGGCUUCAAACAAACCCGUCCCCGAGAAGAAAAAGCCUAUCAAGUUCAAGGAUGCUGUUGGCAGGAAGUUCAGUUUUCCGUUUGAGUUGUGUUGCACUUGGCAGGGCAUGGAAGAGCUUAUACGGCAAGCAUUUCUCCAUAUCGAAGUCAUUGGUCCACAUGUUGCUGAAGGACACUAUGAUCUAAUUGGCCCUAAUGGUGACAUUAUACUACCACAGGUCUGGGAAACCGUUAUAGAACCGGAUUGGGCGAUAACCAUGCACAUGUGGCCAAUCCCCGAAAAGCCGAAAACCCCAGAGCCUCCGCCGCCCCCAGAACCUCCAGCCUCAGAAGAACCGGCUGUCAUUGAUGUUCCAGCUGCGCCCGAGGACGCCGCCGUUGCUCCUGUGGCAGAGGAGACCAAAAAGAAGGCAGACCCAGCAGGGACAAAAAAGCCGCGAGCAAAGGCUCCUGACCCUGGCGCUUUUGCCAUGUGGAUGGUCGGCAGUAACCGCUUGAGAUUAAACAAGGCUUUAAAAGUGGGAAAAAAGCCUAGGGUGAUACAGCAACACGCGAAUACUUGUCGCGUGAUGUGA
This is a messenger RNA of Aspergillus melleus, 1887 nucleotides long. RefSeq lists its product as uncharacterized. Bases 1 to 1887 code for a protein of 628 amino acids. Lineage: Eukaryota; Fungi; Ascomycota; Eurotiomycetes; Eurotiales; Aspergillaceae. The transcript is spliced from 4 exons. The record is from RefSeq and is a predicted model, not a curated record.